UGAAAAGUUGGUCACGUGACAAGCAGCAGCAGCAGCAGCAGUCACAGCUGUAUGUCAGCUGUAAACAGGUGCUUUCUCUGAAGACUGCGACCCUCGUCAGCUGCAGGAGUCGGAUCUCUUCUCUCGGGCGGCAGCAUGGAGCUCUCUGUAACAUUCAUGUCAGCAGGGCUGCUCGUUGUUCUGCUGUGGCUGCUGAUCCUGAAGAGCUGCAGACAGAUGUGUUUACCGCCCGGACCCUCGGGCCUGCCUGUCAUAGGAAACCUGCUGCAGCUCGACAAAAGAGCUCCGUUCAAAACUCUGCUUAAGCUCAGUGAAAGCUAUGGCCCUGUGAUGACUCUGUACCUGGGCCGUCAGCGCAUUGUGGUUCUGGUGGGCUAUGAUGCAGUGAAGGAGGCACUGGUGGAGCAAGCAGAUGAUUUUACAGGCAGAGGUCCUCUUCCUUUCCUCAUGAGAGCCACCAGGGGCUAUGGUCUGGGGAUCAGUAAUGGAGAGCGCUGGCGGCAGUUGCGACGUUUCACCCUGACAACGCUGAGAGACUUUGGGAUGGGACGUAAGGGGAUGGAAACGUGGAUCCAGGAGGAGAGCAAACAUCUGGUGGACCGCAUAAAUUCUACCAAAGCCAAACCUUUUGAUCCCAGCUAUUUCCUGAGCGGCACUGUGUCGAAUGUGAUCUGCUGCUUGGUGUUUGGUCAACGCUUCAGCUAUGAUGAUGACCACUUCCUCCACCUCCUGCAGAUAAUCUCAGAGACCAUCAGAUUUGGCAGCAGUCCCUGGGGUCAGCUGUACAAUGUCUUCCCUCGGCUGAUGGAGUGGCUGCCAGGUCGACAUCACAAGGCGUUUGCCAGAAUUGAGGAGCUGAGAGAGUUUACAGUAAAAAAAAUACAGGAGCACCAGGACACUCUGGACCCGAGCUCGCCCAGAGAUUACAUCGACUGCUUCCUCACGAGACUCAGUCAGGAGAAGAAUUUGCCCACAACUGAGUUCCACUAUGACAACUUGGUGUCGACAGUGUUGAAUCUGUUCCUGGCAGGAACUGAAACCACCAGCUCAACCAUCAGAUUUGGGCUAAAUGUGCUGAUCAGAUAUCCCAAAAUACAGGAGGCCAUGCAGCAGGAGAUUGAGACCGUGAUUGGACAGGAGCGCAGUCCUUGUAUGGAAGACAGGAAAUCCCUCCCCUUUACAGACGCAGUCCUCCAUGAAGUUCAGCGGCUUAUGGAUAUCGUCCCCAUGAACAUCCCUCACUACUCACUCAAAGACAUCUCUUUCAGGGGUUACACAAUUCCUAAGAAUACAGUGGUCAUUCCGUUGUUGCACUCCGUGCUGAAAGAAGAAAAACUGUGGGCGACCCCGUGGUCCUUCAAUCCACAGCACUUCCUGGACCAGAAUGGCAACUUUAAGAAUAAUCCAGCGUUCCUGCCAUUCUCUGCAGGGAAGAGGUCUUGUGUUGGAGAGUCCCUUGCACGGAUGGAGAUUUUCCUCUUCAUGGUGUCACUGCUGCAGCGUUUCACCUUAUCAUGCCCUGAAGGACCUGACAGUGUCGAUCUCAGCCCCGAAUACAGCAGCUUCGCCAAUGUGCCGCGCAGGUACAAGAUAAUUGCAACUCCCCGUUUGUAAAGAUAUUUUUCAGAGUAUGUAUAUGUUUUCAGCCCUUGGUUAAGCUUACGACUUCCAAAGUGUGUAUGAUUUGAUUAACUCUGCGUGUGAACAUUUCUUUCUCUUGUGCCUGUACAUCUAAACUUUGCCAUGGCAGCACUAAAGUCACAGGGGCACACACUGGAAAUUAACCUCACAAUGUAGAAACAAAGUUGCCAACAGUGCUACAAUCCUAUAUGAAAAAAAAAAAAUCCAAUUACAUUUUUAGUGACGAAGACAAUCUUCACUGGUUAUUGAAAUAUUACCACGCACACAACAAGGUCUUUGCAAUGUACAUAUACACAAAGAUAUUCACACUUGAACAGUUUAAGUGAUGCCAAAUUAAUUAUUUUGUUUUUGUAAUGUAAUUUUUCAUCAUUUAUUCUCCUCGUAUGGCUUUAAAUCAUGUCACCAGUAUUUUACAUUUAAGUACCCAAACCAAAUCUACAGUGUGUCAUCGUAUUCAUGAAUAUUUCAGCCUGCUUCAAAUGGAAAAUUAAGUUUUUUGUUUUGAUAAAGAGACCCCUAGUGGCAGAAAUGAUCACUUGUGUGUUCAAGCCCUCUUUUUUGUUAUGUGACAAUGGCUUUUGUCUUUUUGAGCCUGUUGAGAUUGUCCCCUAGAAGACACAUUACACAGAAAGAUCACUUAUCCAGUAAUAAUCUAAAAUGAUCCCGAAGAGCAGAUUAAGUCCCCAAGUUGUCAAAUUUGUAUAUCAUUGACACACACAUCAUCUGUUAUAGAUACGAUAAGUAUUAGAAGCCCCUCUGAUGUAGUUGUUUGUAAUGGCACACUUCAUCAAGCUCAAGAUACAGUAUUACUUUACUUCUGUAAUAAUAUCAAUUGCAUUUUGUUUACAUACUCACAUACACAUUAAAAAUAUUGUAAUCAAAUUUUUAUUGAUUAAAAAAUACACACUGAAUGUUUUGUUCAAAUUCCACUAAUCAGUUGUAUCUGUCUUGACGCCAGAUUAACUCUGCUUUACAGCCGUUAGCUCACUGAUGUAUAGCGAGUAGUUACAUCUGUAAUUUGAUGAGUUUGAGGUCAGGUGAUCGGUCAAGGUGUGUGUCAACCUGUCAGUGUGUUGAUGGAUGGAUGUUCCAGUGUAUCACUGUCUUGUGUCUGAGCAACAGAGUGAAUGUCCAUGUCAGACUCUGGGGAUCGUUGUCAAAGACGGAGGCUGCAAUGUCUUAAGAAUCCAUCAAAUUACUUAGAGUACCAACUGUCAUGUCAAGUUUUAUUAAACCUUUAAAUGGACGAUGUCAGGAAGUUACACAUCAUGUAUACAGCAUUGUAUGUUUCUGUAUUAUAUAUUCAGUACUUUUUGGUUUUAUUGUGCAGCAUUUACAUCUUAUUUACUCAACCUAAAGCUAACUAAUGCAUGAAUUCUAUAUUUUUAAUAAAAUGUAUGAAAAAUAAAGCCAUUAAAACACA
Messenger RNA from Acanthopagrus latus (yellowfin seabream), 3064 nucleotides. RefSeq names its product cytochrome P450 2G1-like. The transcript has 9 exons. The record is from RefSeq and is a predicted model, not a curated record. Bases 136 to 1614 code for a protein of 492 amino acids. Gene Ontology annotation, biological process: xenobiotic metabolic process. Gene Ontology annotation, cellular component: cytoplasm; intracellular membrane-bounded organelle. Gene Ontology annotation, molecular function: heme binding; oxidoreductase activity, acting on paired donors, with incorporation or reduction of molecular oxygen, reduced flavin or flavoprotein as one donor, and incorporation of one atom of oxygen; iron ion binding. Lineage: Eukaryota; Metazoa; Chordata; Actinopteri; Spariformes; Sparidae.